Molecule: messenger RNA, 396 nt
Organism: Cetraspora pellucida
Lineage: Eukaryota; Fungi; Glomeromycota; Glomeromycetes; Diversisporales; Gigasporaceae
Source: the annotation of a GenBank genome assembly
AUGAAUCAUUCCAAUGUUCUGCGGUCAAUUAAGCACUUAAUUCAAAAACCUGGAAAAGAUAAAACAAAAAUCGGGCCAGUUGCAGUUUACAAAGCCUGUAACAAAGAAAUCGCGCGCCAAAAAUGCGAAAAGAUAGCUGCAAUCAUACGAAGCUUCCCACCAGAAGAAGCGAUAGCAUCGAUUAAAUUAACGCUUUUACAAGGCAAUUCUGCGCUUCAAUGGAUUAUGGUCAGCCCUGGUUCUGCAAUUCCAUCAUCAUCCAGAAAACUAUCUAAACACCGUCGUCGGACUUACAAAAAUUCAAAGAAACAGGAAGCAGUUCGAAAUGCUCCUCUCAACCUAAUUGAUGGAUGGCCAUUUUGUCUACUACCUCCUUCGGAUUAUUUUUCUGACUAG